ACCCAUGUUUUGAUUGAAUUUGACGCGCGAGUACCUUGCAACUGAGCAGACGCAUUAGACGGUAAGAAGAUUUUAGUAAUCAAUAAUAUCUCACUGAUGAAAUCGUACCUGACUCAGUAAAGGAUAAGGUAGCUGGCUCUCAAAAAUAAAUCCUGGGAAGCGUGGGUCGGUACGAUGCGGAGAUCAACCGGAUGAUCCGGCACAGCAUCGAUCAGCACAUGGAAAGGCCGACAGGUUGUGAAUUUCACAGUCAACCGGAACAGCAUGACAAACACAGCGUACUACAACAUCCUUAGAUCCCUCGCCAUCACGUAUUUUACAGAAUAUGUACCUGUUUCAAUUGAUCCCUCGAGCAUGACUGUACUCGUGCGGAACGGUGAUCAUUAUUGUAUUAUUAUCAUUGUCUAAUUUGUUGUAAAUUCGUUUAUCGUUAACCGAUGCUAUUUUCAUUAUCUUCCCCACAUUCGUAUACUACCACCUUACUACCGUGCGAUUAAAGCAUUCGUCUGAUUUUUCGAUAAACUGACCAGUAUUGUUGUGUUAACAUUUUUCCUUAAAUGUAUAGAUAUGAUGCAACGUGGGUCGAAUUUGUGAAUUGUAAUGCUCGCAGUUGUCGAUUUGUAAAAAUUAAUCGCCUUGAUUGCACCCAUUUAUUAUUGGGCAAUGGCUGCUUCCGGACAUGGUUUCCGUAUUUUCGCCUUCUUCCAGCAUGUGCUUCUACUGGCCGAUUUGACCUUCAACAUCAUCGUCGGUCUCUUUAUGGAAACAACGCAAAUACAAGUUUCCUUGUACAUUGUGCAGGAUGUCUGCCUGGUUCUAGCGGCAGCCAUUUUCUGUAUUCAGAUUUUCUCCUUUUUUUACGGACGGAACGGUGGACCACGUCCGACGUUAAUUAGCUACGUGGCCAUUGCUCCAUUUUGGACGGGAUAUUUUGGUUUAUGCUUGGGCGUUCACAUUUGGGCCAUUAAUCAGUGGUAUCAGAGCGAUACGACAUUUAUGUUUAUCGUCGGAUAUCGUGCCCUGUAUACCGUUCAACGCUGUUUUAGUUAUUUGUAUUACUAUGUUUAUUAUCGCAAACUAUUUGUUUUAUUUGAGAAUUUCUCGAAAACCGGCACGGAUGCUAAAUCUGCCGCGAGGGAGAAACGGCUCAGUAUUCUGCAAAUCUCCACACAGAAGACCAGCUUUCCCGUCAAAGAACCGGCUUUCUACACGCCUUUUGAGAAUAGUCCAACCAGUAGCGAGAAAUUACGUACGAGGGUUUGAACUUCUAGGUUCUGUCAAACUGCGUCUUAGAUUGCUACGAGUACUAUAUUUACUCAUUUCCGGUUUCAUUUUACUCGGUACCACGAAAGUGGCUUCUUGUUGUUUUUGCUGCAUGCAGUAUAUCUAUAUUGUUACAAUGCAGUUCCACGUGUUGUAAUAAAUGUCUGC
Messenger RNA from Paramacrobiotus metropolitanus, 1431 nucleotides. RefSeq names its product transmembrane protein 138-like. The record is from RefSeq and is a predicted model, not a curated record. Gene Ontology annotation, cellular component: cilium. Lineage: Eukaryota; Metazoa; Tardigrada; Eutardigrada; Parachela; Macrobiotidae. Bases 664 to 1263 code for a protein of 199 amino acids. The transcript has a single exon.